AUGAGUUUAUUUAGCUUGUUUCUAAUAACAAUCCUAUCUACUUUAGCUAACAAUGCACAAGCUGAAACACACACAUGGUACUUUGAAGUUACCUAUGUUGAUGCAAAUCCUGAUGGCCGUUUUAAUAGAACUGUUGUUGGGUUUAACAAUACUUGGCCAUUGCCAACUUUAGAGGUCGAUAAAGGAGAUAGGGGAAUCAAAAUACCUCCACAUUUUCAUGGCUUAUUUCAAAAUGGUUCAAAUCAAAUGGAUGGACCAGAAAUGGUUACACAAUGUACAAUUGUUCCGGGUCAAACAAUGUUAUAUAACUUUUCCGUUGGUAACCAAGUUGGUGCUUAUUGGUAUCAUUCACACACAAAAGGACAAUACGGCGAUGGCAUAAGAGCAGCAUUUAUUAUUCACGAUUCUGAUUUUCCAUAUGAUUACGAUGAGGAAACAGUUAUAACGGUUAGUGAGUGGUAUCAUGAUGAUUCUGCAACUCUUGAUAGAUCUUUUUUAAACCUUUAUAAUCCCAUAGAAGCUGAGCCAAUUCCACAAAAUCUUUUAUUUAACGAUACAAGAAAUGAUUCUUGGGUUUUCGAGCCAGGAAAGACAUACUUGGCACAUAUCAUUAACAUUGGUGCAUUUGUUUCUCAAUAUCUGUAUAUUGAAAACCAUACAAUGACUGUUAUUGCUGUUGAUGGUAUUUAUGUUCAACCAAGUGAAUACUAUGUUGAUUCAAUUGACGAUUUUCUUGAUGAUUUUUAUUUGCAGCCCUUAAAAGAGGAAGAAAUUUAUGACGAUUACGAUUUUGAAACUACUGUUGAUGUUGUGAUGGAUAAUCUUGGAGAUGGCAUUAACUAUGCGUUUUUCAAUAAUAUUACUUAUGUCAAACCCAAAGUUCCAACUUUAAUUACUGCAAACUUUGAAGAUAAAUCAGAUCUGAUUGCUUUCAAUGGGUCGAAUCAUGGAGGUUGGCCAGAAUAUCCAAUGAGAAGAGACACUAUUUAUGUGAGACCACAGUCAUAUUUUGUUAUUAGAUUUAGAGCUGAUAACCCAGGUGUUUGGUAUUUCCAUUGCCAUAUUGAAUGGCAUUUAAGUCAGGGUUUAGCAUUAACAAUAAUUGAGGCACCAUUGGAAAUACAGAAAAAUGAAAAUCAGCAAUUGACAGAAAACUAUGCUAGCAUUUGCGAAGCAGCAGGUAUUAGUCUUGUUGGAAAUGCAGCUAGUAAUUCGGAAGAUUUUCUUGAUUUAAGUGAUGAGGAUGUUCAACCCAAACCACUACCAGGUGGAUUUACUGCUAGAGGUAUUGUUGCCUUGGUAUUUUCAUGCGUUACUGGUGUUUUGGGUAUUUUCAUGAUUAGCGUUUAUGGUUUAUCUGAUAUUAAAAACAUUGAGGAAAAAGCUUCUUCAACUGGCGAGGGAACCAACCCCAAAGGCAAUCUUUCUUAA
Ascoidea rubescens DSM 1968 is the source of this 1431-nucleotide messenger RNA. Its product is annotated as Cupredoxin. Gene Ontology annotation, cellular component: high-affinity iron permease complex. Gene Ontology annotation, molecular function: ferroxidase activity; copper ion binding. The record is from RefSeq and is a predicted model, not a curated record. NCBI's taxonomy places the organism in Eukaryota, Fungi, Ascomycota, Saccharomycetes, Ascoideales, Ascoideaceae. Gene Ontology annotation, biological process: reductive iron assimilation; cellular response to iron ion starvation. The transcript is spliced from 4 exons. Bases 1 to 1431 code for a protein of 476 amino acids.